AUGACCAUGCCGGUUACAACUCUCUACGAAAAACUAAUGAAAAAUGCACAGCCGUCACGGUGGCGAAAAAUCGUCGCUGAAGACUUAGAUUUGGAUUAUUGUGAGAGAUUUCUGACAGCGGCCGAGAGCGCCACUCUUCUGGAUUACAUGGAAAACAACGUGAAUUACUUUGACGGUCGACUUUCGCAGGUGAAAGUCUUCGGACAGUAUUAUCCCAUACCCAGGCAACAGGUUGCGUUCGGCGACGCAGGUGUAUCGUACAAGUUUUCUGGUACGGUCGUACCAGCUCAACCAUGGCCGCAACCGCUGUACGAUCUGAAGAGGAAAAUUUGCACCAGCUGUGGAGUCGAUUACAAUUUCGUUCUGGUCAACAGGUAUAAAAAUGGAGAGGAUCAUAUGGGCGAACACAGGGAUGACGAAGUAGAAUUGGACAAAACAGUACCUAUUGUGUCUGUAUCUUUGGGCCAGACAAGGAAAUUUGUGUUUAAACAUACCGAUGUACGGAAGAAGAUAAGAAAAGUAGAACUUGUAAAAUUAGAUUUACAUAAUGGUAGUCUUUUAAUGAUGAAUCAGCCUACAAAUGAAUAUUGGUAUCACUCGAUUCCCAAAGAAAAAAAUGCAAAAAAUAUUAGACUUAAUUUCACAUUCCGUAAAAUCAAAUAA
This is a messenger RNA of Macrosiphum euphorbiae (potato aphid), 663 nucleotides long. The record is from the annotation of a GenBank genome assembly. NCBI's taxonomy places the organism in Eukaryota, Metazoa, Arthropoda, Insecta, Hemiptera, Aphididae.